This is a messenger RNA of Chara braunii, 1780 nucleotides long. The record is from the annotation of a GenBank genome assembly. NCBI's taxonomy places the organism in Eukaryota, Viridiplantae, Streptophyta, Charophyceae, Charales, Characeae.
CGGUGCUGGUAGCAGCUGGGGAGAAGAUGGCGGCGUGCGGUGCCGAAAGCCGCAAGGUUUCCAAGUGGGAAACUCUCAGGCUUGAAAUUACGCUCAGGAGUCUGACGAAGUUGCACCCCGGGGUGCUGCAGACCGAAAUGGAAGCGAGGUUACGCGUGGCAUUGAGCGAUCCUGCCAUGCCUCUGACUUCCGCUCUUGCGCAGGUGUGCGACGAGGUGCGGGCGGAGGCCGGCGCAUUGCGCCAGACAGCGGCGGCUGGUGCCGAUGCACCGCGACCGACGGGAUCUCAGAAGGAAUCCCAGAGGACGGCGGUGACGGCGGAGAGGGUUCCACGUCGGCUGCACGAUGCGGAGGGAGCGAGCAGCAGCAACCAAGAGCAGUUGAGGAAUGGGGACGGAGCGAGCAGCAGCAACCAAGAACAGCAGUUGAGGAACGACGACUUGGUGGGGGACCACGCAGACUCUGAGGUUGUGGAGGACCCCAGCUCGGAAAUGCGCGCGUAUUAUCAAUGGUGCGAGUAUUUUCUGUCCAUGGAGUUCCCGAAGAUAUGCCUGACGGAUUUGCGGCAGUGUUUGAUGGCCAACGGGUGGAGAAUCGGUCCUGUGUACACCUCUGUGCUGGCAGAGGUCUCGCCAACGGGUACGUUAGGCAAAGAGGAGGCCGCGGAGGUAGCGGAUCGCCGACGGUGGGUUCCAGAGGGCGGGCUGCACUUGCUGAAAUGUGGGCGGAAGGGAUAUCGGAAGGGGGCGCCUAGAAUGCGGUGCAAUAAGUUUGUCAGAGACUGUGAGCGCAUGCUGCUGGACUCGAUCGCGCGGCGGAAUGCUGCGGAGACGGGGGAACAACUGCGACGGGAUGCUGAGUUGGCGAUGACGUUGAGCAGGCUGGAGGAAGUGGAAGCAGCCAGGCGCAAGGAGGAAGAUUGCACGGACAUCGAUUGCGGAUGCUGCUAUGCGUCGUACCCGAUAGAGCAGCUGGUGCAGUGCGCGGACGGUCAUCUUUUCUGUCACGACUGCCUACAGAGACGAGUCAAGGAGUUGACCUUCGGCGGGAGCAACCUCCACCCCGAGGGCCAAAUCCCAUGCAUGGACACGGGUGGCUGCUCUCACCUUUUCCCAUGGGCCGAGGUGCGCCGUGCCGUGCCUGCGGACAUUUUCGCCAAGUACGAGCAGCGCCUGGGGGAGCAUUCCGUCCUCAAGGCGCUGGCAGAGGGCCUUUUCCGCUGUCCGUCCUGCGAUUUCCCCGUGGAACUGGACAAGGGUGUCCAGGAGCUCAAGUGCCCCAACUGCCAUAAGUGGUCUUGCGCGCUCUGCAAGCAGCCGGCCCAUUUCCCUUUGCUCUGCGUUAAAGUGGAGAAGAAGGAGGCGACGGAUUUCCGCUUGACCGUCGAGGAGAAGAUGACCCUGGCGGUUCUGCGAGCCUGCACCGCCUGCAAAGCGGAGCUGCUGAAGACGGAAGGCUGCAACAAGAUCACGUGCAGGUGCGGGCACAAAAUGUGUUACGUGUGCAGGGCCAGCAUCAAAGACUAUAGUCACUUCUGCCCCCAUGCGCGGGAUCCGGGCCAGAAGUGCAAUCAAUGUACUCGCUGCAGCCUGUGGGAGCAAGAAGACGUGGAUUCGGUCGCUGCAGCUGCCAGAAACCAAGCUCUGAGGGAAGCUAGCCACUCAGACCCCGAUCUUGUGAAGCGUCCAAUUGGAUGGUCAGCACAGGAUUUAGCACAAGCACCACUUAGCGCCAAAAGACGGCGGCGUUAGGAUCAAGACAAUAAAAUACCAAUGACAUG